GAGCUAGCCCAGCAACUCUUGUCUGGCCAUACAUUAAGAGCAUUCAUUUGGGUCAAUCUCUAAAGGGAUAACACAAGCUAGCUUUGGAAAAAUGUUGAGUCUCUCUUUCUAUCUACUUCUUUUACUAAACCUAGCUGCUGCUUUAGCUCUAGGCGCUGAUAAAUACAGCAGAGAUGACUUCCCACCCGACUUUGUUUUUGGUUCUGGGACCUCAGCUUACCAGGUUGAAGGUGCAGCAAGCCAAGAUGGAAGGACACCUUCCAUAUGGGAUACCUUCGCCCAUGCUGGGAAAAUGGCUGGAGCCACUGGUGACAUAGCAUGUGAUCAGUAUCACAAAUACAAGGAGGAUGUCCAACUCAUGGUGGAUAUAGGCUUAGAGGCCUACAGAUUUUCCAUCUCAUGGUCAAGACUUAUUCCAAACGGAAGAGGAAGUGUCAAUCCAAAGGGUUUACAGUAUUACAACAAUCUUAUCAAUGAACUAAUCAGCAACGGAAUCCAACCGCAUAUCACAUUACACCACAGCGAUCUUCCGCAGGCACUGGAAGACGAGUAUGGAGGAUGGGUCAGCAGAAAAAUUGUGAAAGACUUCACGGCAUAUGCAGAUCUGUGUUUCAGGAAGUUUGGUGACAGGGUUUCUCAUUGGACCACCCUAAAUGAGGCCAACGUUUUCGUGCUUGGAGGCUACGAUGGGGGUUAUCUGCCACCUCAGCGUUGUUCUUCUCCUUUUGGGUUUAACUGCACUAAAGGCAACUCCACAACUGAGCCAUAUUUGGCAACUCACCAUAUCUUGUUGGCACAUGCAUCAGCUGCUAGAUUGUACAAGGAAAAGUACCAGGACAAGCAGAAUGGAUUUAUAGGAAUCAACCUCUACGCUUUUGGGGCUAUUCCUCUAACAAACACAACUAAAGAUGCAAUUGCUACGCAAAGGGCCAAUGACUUCCUGAUUGGUUGGUAUAUGGAUCCCUUAGUGUACGGAGAAUAUCCCCAUGUCAUGAAAAAGAAUGUAGGAUCAAGACUUCCAUCCUUCACAGAUUUUGAAUCUAAUCAGGUUAAAGGUUCAUUUGAUUUCCUAGGACUAAAUUACUACGUCACAGUUCACAUCAAGGAUGGCUCUGAAAAACUUGAGAUGGAGGUCAGAAACUUUGAUGCAGACAUGGCAAUAGAAUUUGCUGUUACUCAAGAUGAUCCAUCUGAAUUUGAGUUUCCAAUUACACCUUCGAGUUUGCAAGGACUGUUGGAGUAUUUCAAGCAAGUGUAUGGGAAUCCUCCUAUUUACAUUCAUGAGAAUGGACAACGAACACCACGCAAUUCAUCAUUGGAAGACUGGCAUAGAGUGAAAUACAUGAAAGGAUAUAUUGGGGGUUUGCUUGAUGCACUUCGGAAUGGAUCCAAUGUGAGGGGUUAUUUUGCAUGGUCUUUCUUGGAUUUACUGGAGCUGUUGGAUGGCUAUCAAUCGAGCUUUGGUCUUUACUACAUAGAUCUGGAUGACCCGGAUAUAAGAAGACAGCCAAAGCUCUCUGCUCAUUGGUACUCACAUUUCUUGAAGAGAAAAGGCUUUAACUCAGAUGGGUUUAUAGAGCUUGAGAAGAAUUUAUCAGCACUUUCUUAUACCUAAUUCAUCCAAUAGAUUUUUCCUUGUCUGUUGCACA
Molecule: messenger RNA, 1649 nt
Organism: Juglans microcarpa x Juglans regia
Lineage: Eukaryota; Viridiplantae; Streptophyta; Magnoliopsida; Fagales; Juglandaceae
Product: beta-glucosidase 11-like
Exons: 12
Coding region: 92-1615 (507 amino acids)
Biological process (GO): carbohydrate metabolic process
Molecular function (GO): beta-glucosidase activity
Source: RefSeq, a predicted model, not a curated record